Messenger RNA from Cynoglossus semilaevis (tongue sole), 2862 nucleotides. It is a transcript of the gene pcdh2a1, whose product is annotated as protocadherin b. Gene Ontology annotation, biological process: homophilic cell-cell adhesion. Gene Ontology annotation, molecular function: calcium ion binding. The coding region runs from base 379 to 2847 and encodes 822 amino acids. The transcript has a single exon. Gene Ontology annotation, cellular component: plasma membrane. The record is from RefSeq and is a predicted model, not a curated record. NCBI's taxonomy places the organism in Eukaryota, Metazoa, Chordata, Actinopteri, Pleuronectiformes, Cynoglossidae.
GCUAAAACAUUUAUAUGAAAAGAAAGCACAGAAAUAUUUUAGGUCUCUAACGGGGAGAGUACAUUUACUGUUUUUUUUUUUUUUAGAUUAUUUUAUUAUAUUUACUUGACAUUUUAAUUCAUCUAAAGCGGGGCAGUUUUUUCAGUUUUUUUCUUUAGGCAGUCUCGGUCUCUUGGUGUCACUGUUCAGUAGUAAAUCAGACCGCUCCCUUCCAGUGUUGACACACCCAGUCGUACGUCCGCAGCUCUGGACGAUAUGCAGUUUCAUUUUAUUCCUUUUUCCAUUGGAAACCUUGUGGUUCAAUACGUGAUCAGACGCUAGAAAAGAACAACAAAUAUAAUUUCUGGAGGUACAUCCGUUUUCCCUGCCGAUGAAAGAAUGGUGGUUCUCACCGUUGUCUUUGUCCUGUGUACGGUGUGGCCCGGAGCUUUGUCUGUGACACGGUACUCCAUAGCCGAGGAGAUGGAGAGGGGCUCAGUGGUGGCCAAUCUUGCUGCGGAUUUAGGACUUGAACCUGGAAGUUUGGCUCAACGAGAGGUAAAACUCGAUAUUUUUACCAACAAGAAGUAUUUGGAUUUUAACAAAAAGACCGGGGAGCUUUAUAUAGUAGAAAAGAUGGACAGGGAAUAUAUCUGUCCGGCAAAGCCGACGAACUGCUUUGUUAAGAUUGACGUAAUCAUUGAAAACCCUUUACGUAUCUUUAACAUUGAGCUUGGAAUAACAGAUAUAAACGACAACGCUCCCCAUUUCCGUCGGGACAGAGUAGAGCUGGACGUUUCCGAAUCCGCAACGCCAGGGGAGAGGUUCUCUCUGCCUAACGCUGUGGAUCCAGACGUUGGAAUCAACACGAUAAAAACAUACAAACUGAGCGACAGUGAACAUUUCACCAUCGAAAUUCAGACAGGCAGUGAUGGCACUCAGUAUGUGGAUUUGGUACUGACCAAGUCUUUGGACAGAGAGGAGGAAUCGGUUCAUAACUUGAUACUGACUGCCGUAGAUGGUGGCGUCCCUGUGCGCUCUGGUACAGCUAAUAUAAUUGUCAAGGUACAAGACACAAACGACAAUUCUCCUCGCUUCGAUAAAUCGACUUACACGAUAAACAUGACAGAAAACUCUCCCAUCGGAAGCUUAGUGAUGAAGCUGAAUGCCACAGAUCUGGACGAGGGCGAGAAUUCAGAAAUCGUCUAUGCUUUCACGCUCUACACGUCAGAGAAAACCCAAGGUGUCUUUGCUCUGAAUCCCAACACAGGAGAGAUAACAGUGAAGGGUACGGUUGACUAUGAGGACAUGAAAUUCUAUGAGAUGCAUAUUGAAGCCAGAGACAAAGGGACGCAUCCUCUGCAGGGACAGUGCAAAGUAGUUGUUCACGUAAUUGACAUGAAUGACAAUUAUCCAGAUAUCACCAUACAGUCUGUUAAAAACACGGUGAGUGAGAACAUACCUGUGGGGAGUGUGAUUGCUGUGGUAGGGGUGAGUGACAGAGACAGUGGUGACAAUGGAAAAGUCAUCUUAUCCAUUCACCAGACUGUACCCUUCAUUCUGAACCAGUCAUUAGAAAGACCCCUUCAUUAUCAACUCAUAGUCUCAGAACCUCUGGACCGUGAAUCUGUUCCUGAAUAUGAAAUAACUCUAGUUGCGACAGACAACGGAACUCCAUUCUUAUCUGAUAACCAAACUAUAGUUGUUCAUUUGCUGGAUAUUAAUGACAACGCUCCUCAGUUUCCUCAGUCAUUUUAUAAAAUUCGUGUCAUGGAGAACAACGCACCUAUGGCUCUGCUCAGUUCACUGACAGCCUUUGACCCUGACCUCCAUGAAAACCAGUAUCUGGUUUACUUCAUCAUAGAGAAGGAGAUAGCCAACACCUCCAUGUCCAUGCUGUUCUCCAUCAAUCCAGAGAAUGGUGAUCUGUACGCUCUGAAAACCUUUGAUUAUGAGAUUGAGAAGGAGUUUCUUUUCCACAUUGAGGCCAGAGACUCUGGCUCUCCUCCACUCAGCAGUAAUGUGACUGUACACAUCAUCAUAGUGGACCAGAACGACAAUGCUCCAGUUAUUGUGUCUCCGUGGCGUGCACAUGGCUCUGUGGUGGAGGAAAAGAUUCCCAGAUCCACUGAUAAAGGUUCUCUGGUGGCCAAAGUGAUCGCUUUAGACACAGACUCUGUGCACAACUCUAGGAUUACCUACCAGUUCCUACAGGUGACUGAUGCCACCUUGUUCAGUCUGGACCAGUACAAUGGGGAGAUCCGGACCAUGAGGAUGUUCAGUUACAGAGAUCCACGUCAUCUGAGACUGGUGGUCGUUGCCAAGGACAACGGGGAGCCUGCUCUGUCUGCUACAGUCACCAUCAAGCUGUCCACAGUGGAGACUGCAGUUAAGGCCUACACUGACAUGACUGAGGUUCCUCUGGAGUAUGACCUCUUCUCAGACCUGAACCUGUACUUGGUCAUUGGUCUGGGCUCUGUGUCAUUUCUCCUUCUCAUCACCAUUCUGGUCACCAUUGUGCUCAAGUGUCAGAAACCUAAGAGCAGCCAAACAGCUCCUCCCAGCAGGAACAGUGUGAUCAGUGAGAGGAACUCCACCAUCGCAGAUUCCACUCUGGUCUCCAACGAUGCCUACUGGUACAGUCUGUUUCUGGCAGAGACCAGGAAAGGAAAGCUGGUGGUGAGACAGCCUGUGCCGAAGGGCUCCAGAUACAUUGUGUCCAGUAUCCCGAGAGGAACAGGAGUGACAAAUACUAGUGCCUCAGCUGCCUCUACUCUGCAGGUAAGAGUGAAUACAUUUUUAUUCACCUUCAUUUUAAAACAUUUUAGUUUAAUCAUUGUUUUAAUUUCUAUUUCUUAUGUCUUAUGAAUGAAGUCAUAGUUA